Molecule: messenger RNA, 1600 nt
Organism: Lingula anatina
Lineage: Eukaryota; Metazoa; Brachiopoda; Lingulata; Lingulida; Lingulidae
Product: U2 snRNP-associated SURP motif-containing protein
Biological process (GO): RNA processing
Cellular component (GO): nucleus
Molecular function (GO): RNA binding
Source: RefSeq, a predicted model, not a curated record
AUGACUAUCGAAGGUGGUCUUGAGAUUCUUCAUAUUGCCAGGUUGUUUUUGGUGUCAGACAUUCUUCAUAACUGUAGUGCCAAGGUUCCCAAUGCCUCUUUUUAUAGAAAAUAUUUUGAAUCCAAACUUCCAGAAAUCUUUAGAGACGUUCACGACUCCUAUGAUAAUAUAGAUGGCAGGCUGAAAGCUGAACAGUUCAAGCAAAAAGUGAUGGCAUGUUUCCGUGCAUGGGAGGACUGGGCCGUAUAUCCGAAUGACUUCCUGAUCAAACUACAGAAUAUAUUCCUAGGUUUGGUUCCACUGGACAAGGAUGACAUGGCGGAGUCAAAGGAGGAGGAAUUAGAUGGUGCACCUCUUCCAGACUUGGAUGGGGCUCCUAUUGACCUAGAUGGCGCCCCUCUCCCAGAGGCACGAGGAGACUAUGAAGGUGUUCCAUACAGUGACGACCUGGAUGGAAUGCCUUUGGAUAAGUCUGGAGAAGACAUUGAUGGCAGGCCGUUGGACUUUGAGCAGGCUCCCUCACCUCCUAAGUUUGUCAAGUCAAAGUGGGAAGAAGUGGACGAGGAAGAAGUCAGAGCACAAGCUGUGACGACCUCCAAAUGGGACAUGUUUGAUCCUGUAGAUGAAGAAGACCAGGAGAAGCAGGGAGAAGAGGAAGACAUAGAUGGAAAGCCAUUAGAAGAAGAUGACAAGUCCAAUGAUGAUAGUGAUGAUGACAUGUCAACAGGGGGAGACACUGUACAAGAUGCUCCCAAAUUGGAAAUGACAGAGGAGAGAAGAGCAAAGCUCAGAGAAAUUGAGUUAAAGGUUAUGAAGUACCAGGAUGAGCUGGAGUCGGGAAGAAGAAGCAGGAAACCCAACAUGGACAUACAAUCACAGAUACAGCACUAUAGGAACAAAUUAUUAACUAAGGAGAGAGAAAAGGAGGAAGACAGACUACGAGAUAUGGAGCGAGAAAAACGGAGAGAGGAGGAACGCCUUAGAGUGAAAGAAUGGGAAAGAGCGAGAGAAAGAGAGAAGGAACGAAUGAAGGAAAAAGAAAAGAGGUCUCGUUCAUCUUCCAGUGAAAGUGAAGGCUCAUAUUCCAGGGACAAGAAGAGAGGCCGUAGUCGCAGUGUGUCUCCCCCAGCAGCUUACAGAGACCUGUCUAAGAGGUCAUACUCAAGGUCACCUAAUAGGAAAGUAAAGAGACCUGGCUCUCCACCUAAAAGACAUAGGUCAAGGUCGCGAUCUCCAAGUGGCAGCAGCAGUAGCAAUAAGAAGAAAAUGAGGUCAAGGUCAGGCUCAAGGUCACCUAGUCGUUCCAAACAUAAACACAAGAAAAGCAAGAGAUGAGAUGUCACACAGGAACAUUAGUGAUUGAGUGUAAUCUUAGGAGAUAGAUUUGAUACUAGUUCCACAUUGCCAGUUACUUGGCUGUCUGAUAUCUGUAUAUUUUGUAUAAAAUGCAUCUGUUACUAUGUGAAUAUAUGUACACUGGGAAAUGUACAGAGUGAUGAUGGUUAAUACAGAGAGCAGGUGGAUCUUAGACCUCUGAAGCUGUGGAAAAAGCCCUGUGGAGAGCAGUUAGAUGCUCUAUAUCUCCAAUCUGCUACUGGAG